AAUUGAAAGAGUGAAUAUUUCUCUUUCAGAGACAAGUUCCUAACAAGAUCUUUUCUAGGAGAAGCAUUCACUGAGUCUGAACCAAAAUAACAUCUACCACCAUGGGUUCGUGAUAGCUCUGACGCCAGAGAUCAAUGUUCUCUAACGCUGCAGAGCAUUCACGAACAGGAGGAAGAUGGAGACGACAAAACUUGUUCCCCACUGAAAUUACGCGACGAGAUACAAGGGGACCUCGAUUCCAGUACAAUUUGUAGCGUUUUAGCAGUUAGAAUUUGGUCGGUUUUUGCAGUCUCGGAAUGAGUAUUGUGAGAAGAAGCCAUAACAACAAAAUUGAGUGAAAUCGAAACAGACCCUUUACCGGGAAACGCGAUUAGAGCCCCCCGACUCGAUAUAUGUGACGACAAACAAACUAGAAUUUAAAGUUGAAGCCUGAAGCAAUACGAGAGCAGGCGUGGAUCCACUGUUGAGCAGUAGAUUAUUAAGGGAAGGAAGGAACGUGCCAGGGGCUAUCAGGUUUUGAAUGUCACCCUUAUAUUGGAUAUCUAAUAAAAAGAAUCCGUGUUUUGUAGGUGGGGGCACCCAAUUAACGCAAAUUUCUGGAUUUUGAUUUCGCUCUACACAGUUCUUAGAGGACAAAAAACAACAUAUGCCCAUUACUUGUUUUAAUUAGAACCCGACGCAAGUACAGUGGAAGGCAAGGCGAUGUCUUUUCUUGAUUGGGUUCCAAUUUGUCAAAAGGGUUGUGAUUUAAACCUUUCCUUUUUCUUGGGUUUAAUGCGUUUCGAAAUGUUUGACUUCCGGUUUCGAGAUGUGGGAAUGUUUUUAUCUGACACCCACUUAUUUAACAGAAAGGAACUAAUUAUUUGAUUUAAUUUUGGCGACUGUGAGCUUUUGAUUUUCGUGUUUAUUGCGUGGAAUGUGGAUAGGGAGAAAGGUAAGAAUAUUUCUUAUUUCUAUUUUUUUGAUGAUUUUUUAAUGAUGUGAAUUUUAAGGGCCUAGGGUUCGCUUUUCGUGCUCCAGUCUUCUAUCGGUGCCCAAAUUUUCAUCCCCUUUCGUAUGAAUUUAGGGGCUACUGACUCCGACUUAUCCUCGAUUUUUUUUGAUCUCAUCGUGCUUGGUGUUUAAAUUUCCUUGAUUUUUCCCAUUGGGUCGGUGCGGUCUCCGGUUUCUGUCGUCUGAGGCGGUGAAUUUCCUUUCGCAUCAACUGCUGGUGGCCGGUUCGUUUGAUUUUGAGGUUGAUCAUAGUUGGAUAUUCUUGGAGGAUAGGGUUUGAGUUCUUAAUUGGUCCUGCAUUCAGUUUUGCAGAAAUUUUGUGCUGAAGUAGGUGACUGGGUAAUUAGGGUUUAAUUGCUGGUCCGGUAAAUAAUUAAAGAUUUUGGACGGCUGUGAUUUUGAUCUUAAGCCGUCUGUGAGGGGCUUUGGAAUGAUGACAUUAUUUCAACCUCAGAAUGAAAAUUCAGGUUCUUUACUUCUAUGUCAUGGCGUAUGGGCACUGGUUUCUGGGAUUUUAAACUGAUGCCAGGGCAUUGGGGCUCUGUUUUGUGUUCUAACGGUUCCACAAGCAAGUUGAAGGAUCUCAUUGCUUGAGGAAGGCCGCUUAAUGCAAUUUUCUGGUUCUUCUUGUAAAUGAUGCUUCAUUCCGUAGGACCUGCGAGACAAACUUGUAGCCUACUUGCUGUCACCUGCGGAAGUGUACCUAAAGUAAAAUGCGAGGAGGAUGUUGCUGAGGAUAGAUUGAAAUAUCCCUUUCCAGAAUUAGUUUCUUCCGGCCGAUUGGAGGUCCGAGUUCUGACAAAUCCAAGCAAGGAUGAAUUCACUAGAAUUGUAGAAUCAUGUCAACCGAGCUUCGUCUACUUGCAAGGGGAACAGCUCGAAAAUGAUGAAAUUGGUUCUUUAGUUUGGAAUGGUGUUGAUUUGUCUCUUGAAGAUUUAUGUGGACUAUUCCAUACUGCACUACCAAUCACCGUGUAUUUAGAAAUCCCCAAUGGAGGCAGAACAGCAGAGGCUCUUCAUUCUAAGGGAAUUCCUUAUGUCAUGUAUUGGAACAACACAUUGUCAUGUUAUGCCGCAGCUCAUUUUCGUAAUGGAUUGCUUUCAGUGGUGCAGAGUUCAUCUACUCAUACAUGGGAUGCUUUUCAGCUUGCACAUGCUGCUUUUAGGCUUCAUUGUGCGCGGAGCAAUUAUGCCCUUCCCGGGGAUGAUGACAUUAUUAGCUGUAAUCUAGAGCCACAACUUAUUGGGGAACCUUUAAAGAUUAGCGUAGAGCCCCCCGAGAUAGAUGCAGGAGAUGCAGGUGAAGAUGAAGACGAUUCUUUAGGAACCCUUCCUGCCAUAAGUAUACAUGAUAAUAAUGUGACCAUGAGAUUUCUUAUCUGUGGAGUGCCUUGCACACCGGAUGCGUGCUUAUUGAGAUCGUUGGAGGAUGGACUGAAUGCCCUUUUGAACAUUGAAAUACGUGGGAGCAAACUUCAGGGGAAGUUUAGUGCUUCUCCACCGCCUCUUCAAGCAGGAUCCUUUUCUCGUGGUGUUGUGACAAUGCGAUGUGAUAUGGUGACCUGUAGUUCAGCCCACAUCGCAAUAUUAGUGUCGGGUAGUGCUCAUACUUGUUUUGAUGAUCAGCUGUUGGAAAAACAUAUCAAACAUGAGAUUAUUGAAAAUAGCCAAUUAGUUCAUGCCCUGCGUGAUUGUGAGGGCAACCAACAUUGCAUGCACGAGCCCCGAAAAUCUGCUUCAGUUGCUUGUGGAGCAACAGUAUUUGAGGUUUCCAUGAAGGUUCCCGCUUGGGCAUCACAGGUCUUGAGGCAACUAGCACCUGAUAUGUCGUAUCGGAGUUUGGUUGCACUCGGCAUUGGGGGAGUUCAGGGUUUGCCUGUGGCUUCUUUCGAGAAAGAGGAUGCUGAGCGGUUUCUCUUCUUCUGUUCAAGGGAUGGGAAUGAUAAACAUUCAGAUCAGUUAUUUUUAAGUGUAUUGCCUAGCUGGUUCAAACCACCUAUUCCUAGUAGAAAGAGAGUGGAACCAAGCCAGGGAAUAAGCACUGUUUCACAUGACAGUCUUGCAUAUGCAAAUAUCCCUUCCAUUAGAAGAGUAGGUGGAGAGGAGCGUGCACCAAUGAAUGGGUUUAAGGCAACCUUACUCCCAGCUAGAAAAAGAUUAAAAGUAGCCACCAUGAGGCCUAUUCCACGUGUGCAUCGGAAUAAAAUGACACCCUUCUCUGGAUUAACUGAAGCAGAUGGGAACAAUGGAUACUUACCCAAGGCUAGUCUGCCCGUCGUUACCCCGUCAAAGCAUGUAACUGUAGGAUCAACUUCUGCAACACAACGAAAAUCUUUUUCAAGCUCGUCUCAGUCUAAGCAGAUUAUUUCCUUAAAUCCACUACCUUUAAAGAAACAUGGUUGUGGAAGAAACCCAAUUCAAUAUUGCUCAGAGGAGGAGUUCUUGAAGGAUGUUAUGGAGUUUUUACUACUUCGAGGACAUUCUCGACUUAUUCCUCAAGGUGGACUUUCUGAGUUCCCAGAUGCCAUACUCAAUGGGAAGCGUCUUGACCUCUAUAACUUGUAUAAGGAGGUGGUCACCCGAGGAGGCUUUCAUGUCGGCAAUGGUAUCAACUGGAAGGGGCAGAUCUUCUCUAAGAUGCACAAUUACACAAUGACCAAUAGAAUGACUGGUGUUGGAAAUACACUGAAAAGACAUUACGAGACUUACCUUCUAGAAUAUGAACUGGCUCAUGAUGAUGUAGAUGGAGAAUGCUGCCUUUUGUGUCACAGUAGUGCAGCAGGGGAUUGGGUGAACUGUGGUAUUUGUGGUGAAUGGGCCCAUUUCGGGUGCGACCGAAGGCAGGGUCUCGGAGCAUUCAAGGAUUAUGCCAAAACGGAUGGGCUAGAGUACGUUUGUCCACAUUGUAGCAUCACAACCUACAAGAAGAAACCAUACAGAGUAGCGAACGGGUCUCCACAAGGAAUAACGAAUCCACGGAUACCCUGAUUCAGUUUUGGCCUCUGCGUCGAGGUUUCGCCUUCGUCGUUUUUUUUCCCUAAUUCUUUGGCUGUUUUUAUCCUACUCGAGAAAUUAUUCACUCCACCAGCUCGGCUCGUAGAUGAGUUUUAUUUGAGGUGUGCUGCUAAACAAACAUUAGCUGAAGAGUAAAUUUAUGAGACUCAGGAUGAAAACUCUAGAUGAAGAGAACAACUAAAGACUACGGCGCACAAGAGAGCAGGCUUCUUCUUCAUAGGUUAUUUUUUGACUUCUCUCUCUCUCUCUCUCCUCUUUCUCUUUCUAGGUGUAGUAGUUGUAGUUUAGGAGAAAAGUCAGCAGCAGGGCAGUUAACUUUAGUGGGGUACUGUAAAAUACUUCUAUUCUUGUAGUGUAGCUAAGCUAAGCCAUGACUAAUGUAUUUUAACCAAGAUCUAUCUAAUUUACCAUUUUUUAGUGUAAUAUGAUGAUCCAAGAAUAAAGUAGUAGAUUAAUAAUCA
Molecule: messenger RNA, 4469 nt
Organism: Momordica charantia (bitter melon)
Lineage: Eukaryota; Viridiplantae; Streptophyta; Magnoliopsida; Cucurbitales; Cucurbitaceae
Product: AT-rich interactive domain-containing protein 4
Molecular function (GO): DNA binding
Source: RefSeq, a predicted model, not a curated record